AUGCUGGGCGCCAUGGUUGUAUUUCUCGGAGCCGCCAGCAAAGGUUUGGGCAUCACAGUUAUAUUUCUCGCAGCUGCCGGCAAGAUGCUGGGCGCCAUGGUUGUAUUUCUCGGAGCCGCCAGCAAAGGUUUGGGCAUCACAGUUAUAUUUCUCGCAGCUGCCGGCAAGAUGCUGGGCGCCAUGGUUGUAUUUCUCGGAGCCGCCAGCAAAGUUCCGGGUGUUAUGAUUGGCUUUCUCGGAGCCGAUAAUCUCGCUCUCGGAGAUGUCUCCACAUUACCGGAGCCGGAUUUCCCGCACUGGAAUUGA
Messenger RNA from Metarhizium robertsii ARSEF 23, 306 nucleotides. RefSeq lists its product as uncharacterized. Bases 1 to 306 code for a protein of 101 amino acids. The transcript has a single exon. The record is from RefSeq and is a predicted model, not a curated record. Lineage: Eukaryota; Fungi; Ascomycota; Sordariomycetes; Hypocreales; Clavicipitaceae.